CUCUCUCUCAUUCCACCCACCCACCCAUCCCUCCAUCCAACCAUUCCUCCACACCACUUUUCCUGGGUGGAAUUCUUGGGGCUGCGCAUAUCCCCCUUUGGAUUCCCUACUGUUUCUGUCCCCGGCUUGAAGGAGAGGACAGGGGAGAGAGGGAGAAAGCGAGAGCAGAGAGGAUUUAGUGCUGAGGAGAGAGAGAGGGAUCAUGUCUGGACUCUCAGCUGUGUUGAAGAGCUGGGUCAUCCUGCAGACUCUUUGCCUGGCUCUGGCCCAAGUGAGCGGGCCUCCAGGACCUCAAGGCAUUCCCGGCCCGCCUGGCCCCUCUGGCACCCCCGGGUCCGAUGGCAUUGAUGGGUUAAAAGGACUUCCUGGUCCUCCUGGCCCACCAGGAUUGAAGGGGGACCCAGGUCAGCCUGGUCCAGACGGACCUCCAGGAGAGAACGGCAUCGACGGUUUGAUGGGAGCAAAAGGAGAUCGCGGUCCUAUCGGGAACCCUGGACCUAAAGGCCGGCCUGGACCUGGUGGUGAACCUGGACUCACUGGACCCGGACUGCCUGGACUGGCUGGAGCCCCAGGCCCAAUCGGCCUUCCCGGUGAGAUUGGACAGACUGGACCUACGGGCAUAUUGGGAGCACCUGGACCUCCAGGAAUUCCAGGACCCCCAGGAAAACCAGGUCCUCCAGGGAAGUUCUUGGGAGGAGAGGAGGGCAGUGCAGACUUCCAGUGUCCAAUCAACUGCCCAGCAGGGCCUAAGGGUCCCCAGGGACUGCAGGGGGUCAAGGGACACAAAGGUCGUGCUGGUGUGCUGGGAAAGCCUGGUAGCAUUGGGAAACUGGGUACGAAGGGAGAGGUCGGCAUCUCUGGUGAGCAGGGAAUCCCAGGACCCCCGGGUCCUAUGGGAUUGAGGGGUUACCCAGGAAUGAUGGGCCCCAAGGGAGAGACGGGCCCUCGUGGUUACAAGGGCAUCAAUGGACCAGUUGGCCAACCUGGACCCCCAGGUGAGGAGGGACCCCAGGGCCCACCUGGAGAGGCUGGGGAGAAAGGAGAUUUGGGUGGCCGAGGUAUCAAGGGCCCACAGGGAGCCGUUGGCAAGAAGGGAGAGAACGGUCUGCCUGGUAUCGACGGAAAGGAUGGCACUCCUGGCAUCCCUGGAAUCAAGGGUGCCCCAGGGCAGGCUGGGAGGCCUGGUGGUCCCGGUCAUCAGGGAACAGCAGGUUUGCCUGGCAGCCCAGGAACCAAGGGUGGACCUGGAGGCAAGGGAGAGCCUGGUCCCAGAGGCCAUGUUGGAAUGUCUGGUGCCCCAGGACCUCAGGGUGAACCUGGUCUUCCUGGUGAUGCUGGAAUGGAGGGUGUUCCUGGACCUAAGGGCGACAGAGGCCAAAGGGGAGCUGUAGGGCCACAGGGUAUUGUCGGCAAGGCUGGCAACAAGGGUGUAAGAGGGCCUAUGGGCGUUCCAGGGGCUCAAGGCAUCUCAGGAACCAAGGGAGACAAGGGAUUCCAAGGAAAAGUUGGGGCGAAGGGAGACUUUGGUGAUCCUGGUGUAGAAGGCUUGGCUGGGGAGAAAGGAGAGAAGGGUUUGGGUGGUGAGCCUGGACCCAAAGGACAGCAAGGAGUGAGGGGAGAGACAGGGUUCAAUGGACCCACAGGAGACUCAGGCAAACCAGGAGACCAGGGACCAGGAGGACUGCCCGGGCCUCGCGGCCUCAAUGGGGAGAGAGGAGUACCAGGCAUGCCAGGCAUUGUGGGGGCAGCAGGACGGGAUGCGUCUGACCAGCACAUCAUUGAGGUGGUUCUGAAGAUGCUGCAAGAGCGUCUGGCAGCUGUAGCGGUGAGCGCUAAGCGUGCCGUACUGGGUGGAGCUGGUGUCAUGGGUCCCCCUGGUCCUCCCGGACCCCCAGGUGCUCCCGGUGCUCAGGGCCCACACGGCCUCACCGGUGCCCGUGGCAUCCCCGGCAUGUUUGGUGCCUCCGGACAGAUUGGCAACACCGGACUGAAAGGAAAGAGAGGAGUGAAGGGAGACAGAGGAGAUCCUGGUAAACCACAUGCUGGCCAGCCAGGACCCCCGGGAAUACCAGGUCCCCCUGGUAUUGACGGCGUGGCUCGAAAUGGUAAGCCUGGUGAGCGAGGCACCCAGGGCUCGGCAGGAAAGGCCGGUCGUCCUGGUAAGGCGGGCCCCACUGGUCUUCCAGGGUUCUGUGAGGCUGCAGCCUGCCUAGCUGCCUCAGCCUACACCUCCCCCAGACUACAGGACUCCGCCAGGGUCAAGGGCCCCGGAGUCUAAAUCCAGCUCUCCAUAAAAAGCCCCACAACACCAG
Molecule: messenger RNA, 2312 nt
Organism: Coregonus clupeaformis (lake whitefish)
Lineage: Eukaryota; Metazoa; Chordata; Actinopteri; Salmoniformes; Salmonidae
Product: collagen alpha-2(IX) chain-like
Exons: 32
Coding region: 203-2278 (691 amino acids)
Source: RefSeq, a predicted model, not a curated record